Molecule: messenger RNA, 1375 nt
Organism: Lycium barbarum (goji berry)
Lineage: Eukaryota; Viridiplantae; Streptophyta; Magnoliopsida; Solanales; Solanaceae
Exons: 1
Coding region: 10-1242 (410 amino acids)
Source: RefSeq, a predicted model, not a curated record
UUGAGAGACAUGAAAUAUCAGCAUAACCAACAUUUCAGCCACCAUCAUAUUUUGAAAAAACUUGUUCUUGAUGACAGUGAGGAACUUCAAUGCCAAGCCUGCGAGCAACCCAUACUUGAGCCCUUUCAUGGCUGCAUCUCUUGCAAUUUCUACCUCCAUGACAAAUGCCUCAACGCGCCCCGUUCUCUAGUGCACCCUUCUCACCAUUCUCACCCUUUAACCCUUCUUCCAACUCCCACUUAUUCGAGCCGAUCUUUUACUUGUAAUGCCUGUGGAUCUGAAGGAAGAUCGUGUAGUUUAAGUUGUGCUCAUUGCGAGUUUGAUUUGCACGUGCAAUGUGCCCUUUUGCCUCGAACUGUCUUACUUGGCCAACAUGACCAACAUGAACUUAAACUUAUAUUUGAUUCCCCUGUUGAUCAUGAGGACAAAAGCACCAUUUUUGUUUGUGAUCUGUGUCAUGGCAAGACAGAACAGAAUUAUUGGUUGUAUUAUUGUGCUGAAUGUGAUUUUGGAACACAUGUCGAAUGUGGCAUUUCCAAAUAUGUGAACAAACCAAAAGAAAAUGCGGUGAUCCUAGAACCAAAGGAAGAACCGGUCAUUAGCAUACCAACAAAAAGUUCAGUCAGGAAAACAGAGAAAAAAUCAGCCAAGAAUCCUAAAGAAAAUCCCAAAAUGAGGCCAGUAACAGAAAAUUCAGCAGAUACACCAGAAGAAAAUAAAGAAGGAGAAGAAAAUGCAGUGAUCAUGAAACCAAACAAUGAACCAGUCACUAGUACGCCAAGAAAAGGUCGAGUUAGGAAACCAGAGAAAAAAUCAGCAAAGAAUCCCAAAAUGAAGACAGUAUCACGAGAUGAAAAACUUGCAGAAAGUUCAGCAGACAAAUCACCAGAAGAAUAUGAAGAAGGAGAAGAAAAUGCAGGGAUCCUGAAACCAAAGGAAGAACCAAUCAAGACAACAAUUAAUGAACAAGUAAUUAGUGCACCAACAAAGAGUCCAGUUAGGAAAACAAAGAAAAAACCAGCCCAGAAUCCCAAAAUGAAGCCAGUAUCGGAAUUGGUGCCAGACGAAAACUCAGCAGACAAAUUACCAGAAGAAGGAGAAGAAGAGGAAUCGUCAGAAAUAUCAAAUUAUGAAGCACAGCGCAGAUUGAAGGAAGAACAUAUGGAACACAUGCUCAUGCUUCAAGCUCUGGAUAAUGCUGCAAGCUACAUUGGCCCCUCACGGGAUUAUUACUAUUAUUAAUGAAGAUGAACGUUCAGUAAUCAUGCCAAAACAGGAUUUCCCUUUAUUUGAAUAUUGGAAUUACAUGUUGCUUUGUAUUGAAUAUUGGAAUUAUAUGUUGUUUUGUAGUGUUAUUUCCUCUGUUUGAAUGGUG